This is a messenger RNA of Equus caballus (horse), 1283 nucleotides long. The record is from RefSeq and is a predicted model, not a curated record. Lineage: Eukaryota; Metazoa; Chordata; Mammalia; Perissodactyla; Equidae.
CUCGCGUCCGCGCCUUGCUUUCCGCCCCCCGGCUCUUGGGCGCCUCGCGGGGACCCCGGCCAGGGCGCGCUCGGGGCUCGAGGCUCUGAGUGGGGUCGGGGCGGGGUGGCGUCGGGAUGGGGCACGGCGGCGCCCGGAGCCUGGGCCGCGGGGAGGAGCCGGGACGGCGCGGGCCCUCCUCCCCGCUCCUCCUCCUGCGCCCGCAAGGCCAGUGGCUCGUCCCCUGGGCUGGGUGUCCCCGGGCCGCGGGCCGGGCGGAGCUGGGCCGGGGGCGGGUGCACGGGGGGAGCCCCCACCCUCCGUCCCCUCGCGCUCACACGGUGCGCCCGCCGCACGGUCACGUCCGCGGCCCGCGGGGCCUGAGGGUUCGGCUGCCGCUCGGCCCGGCGCCCCCCGGCCGUCUCUGGAAGAGGGUCCCGCAGGCGGAAGAGCUCCGGACUCGACUCUGCACCCCUGGAGCGAGGGCGACUCUCCUACCAGCUCUACACUGGCUUCCGCACCUGCCCACCGUGCGCUCACAGGCCCGCACCGCAUCCAUUCUCCGCGGGCGCAUCCAGUCCUGGCGACGUCCCCCGCCGCCGGGGACGGAGCUCCCCGGAGAGGGCUUCCCACUCUCGGCGUUCGCCCUCCGCCAUCCUUGCGCUUCUGAUCUGGAUGCAGACAGGACCCCGGGUGGGGCCCAGAGGCGGCACUGUGGCCGGAGGGACACCCGCUGUCCUCUCUUUGAGCGGCAGUGUCCCUAUGUUGCCCUUGAAGGAGGAGCCGCCUGAUCUGUUGUAGCCCAUAGUCCGGUGUUUCAGCGAGAAACAGGAGAGCGCUCCCUUGCCACUGAAGACACAAGGGAUAGCCAGGAAGAGAACUAGCGUUUGUUGAGAACGCAGCCUGCUGGACGCGCGACCUUACCGAAUGUAGGAAGCAGACAUUUUUAGACCCAUUUCGCAGAUGAGGAAAUGGGCCUCAGAGAAGUUAAGGGGCUUGCUCAGGAUCGCACAGCUAGUGCUUAGCAGAGCCGGGAUUCGAAAGCAGAUCACAUAUAUGACAAAGUUGCAUAGAACUAAAUGCACUCACACAAAUGAGAGCAUGUAAGACUGGCGACGUUUGAAUAAGACUCCAGGGUUGUAUUAGCAUCAUUUCCUGGUCCUGAUAUUGUACUACAGUUAUGCAAAACCUUACCAUUGGGGAAAAUCGGGGAAAAGGUCUCCAAGGAAUCUCUCUGUAUUAUUUCUUACAACUUAAUGUGAAUCUACAGUUAUCUCAGAAUAAAAAGUAUUUUUUAAAAAGCA